AUGCGCAAAGCGCCGGCGGAAGCGGCGGGAGCGGCAGCGCUGGCGGCGGCGGAGCAGCAGCAGCGGGGGAGCGGCGGCGGCGCCCGAGUGGGGCUGUGCCUGCUGUGCGGGCUGCCCGCGGCCGGCAAAUCCAGCCUGGCCCGCGCCCUGCGCCGCCGGCUGCCGCAGCGCCCCGGCUGGGCCUGCGCGCUCCUCGCCUACGACGAGCUCAUCCCGCCGGAGGCCUUCUGGCCGCGCGCGCCGGGGGCGGGCCCGCUCGAGCCAUCCCCGUUGCUGCCCGGCUGGAAGCGGAGCCGCCGCGAGCUGCUGCAGUGCCUGGAGGGAUUCCUGCGGGCGCUGCUCACCGGGGCGCCGCUGCCCGGCCCCGCGCAGCCGGGCUGGGAGCGCUUCCUGGGUUGCUGCCGCCGGGAGGGGCUGCUGCCUGCCGCGGAGGGGGACGCCGGAGCCGCCUCCCGGCCGCUCGUCCUCCUGUUGGAUGACAACUUCUAUUACCAGAGCAUGCGGUACGAGGUGUACCAGCUGGCCCGCAAAUAUUCCUUGGGCUUCUGCCAGUUAUUUUUAGAGUGUCCACUGGAAUGCUGCCUGCAGAGGAAUCGCCUCAGAAGUGAUCCUGUGCCUGAGCAGACAAUACAUUUAAUGGCAAGGAAAAUAGAAAUGCCAGAUCUCAGGAAAAACACUUGGGAGCAGCACAGCCUCAUUCUGAGUAGUUCUGAUUGCAUCUCAGAGGACAAUGAGCAGAUCAUGAAUUUGCUGACCACUGCUUUGGAAAAUCCAGAGAGGCCAAACGAGGAGGACGUGGAGCAAAAGGAGGCAGCUCGAGCCAUCUGUGCAGCCAGUGCUGUCCAUCAGGCUGACCAGGCAUGCAGGAGGGUCAUCUCUCAGGCAAUGAGGGAUGCCAAAGGUAAAAACAUUCUCCCAAGUGAGAUGAAGAGCCUGGCAGAAGAACUCAACAGACUGAAAGCAGAAUUUUUGGAAGACGUGAGGCAAGGAAAGACUUUGAAAACCCAAUAUUCUGAUCCUGCUACACGUGUAAUUUCUUCAUUCCAACAUGAGGCAACCAAUGUAGUAAAUAAAUAUAUUUGUAAAUAAUGAUGUAGAGAAUGUUGGGUGUUCAGGAAUCCAAAGUGUUUCAAAUGCAGUGCUCUGAGUGCUGCUGCUGAGAGAUCUGAGGUACAGCUCCCUUCCCUGGAGCCUCUGUGCCUCCUCUCCCUCCUCUGAUACGGAAGAGAAACAGUCUAACCAAGCUGUUCUUGGCUGUGGAGAUCAGGCCAAGAGCAAACCAUCCUGAGACAGAAAUUUCAUGGAAUCAGAAAGAGUCAACCCAGGAGGAGCACUUGGAUAAUCACCAGCUCCACCCAUGGAAGCAUAUGCAAUUAAGAAUUGACAUGAGACCUAAUUAGAAAGUGUUAUUUUAUUCAUAUCUUACAAAAGCAAAGCUUCACAACAUGAACUACACGAGAUAGAGUUAUUUCAGAAUUAACCGUGUCAUCUCAAAAACAUUCACUAACAUUAAAAUUUAUUUUACAACUCUAACAGGUUUCAUUUUUGCAUAAAAUCUGCUCUUUACACUGAAAUACAUAUUAUUAACAAAGUAGGUACUUAGAAGCACAUACACAAAGAAUGCUCAAUGAAAAAUGCUUCAGCAGGAGAGAUUUCCUGCAGCAGAACAUCCAUUUGCUGUAGAUUUUCAAAGAAGCUUAAAAUUAGUAGAAAACUUGCCAGUGAAGACUUCUAAAUUACAUUCCCUUCGUCAAAAAGAAA
Corvus hawaiiensis (hawaiian crow) is the source of this 1761-nucleotide messenger RNA. It is a transcript of the gene PSTK, whose product is annotated as phosphoseryl-tRNA kinase. The transcript has 6 exons. NCBI's taxonomy places the organism in Eukaryota, Metazoa, Chordata, Aves, Passeriformes, Corvidae. The coding region runs from base 1 to 1089 and encodes 362 amino acids. Gene Ontology annotation, molecular function: kinase activity; tRNA binding. The record is from RefSeq and is a predicted model, not a curated record.